Diachasmimorpha longicaudata is the source of this 1861-nucleotide messenger RNA. Its product is annotated as chromobox protein homolog 1-like. Gene Ontology annotation, molecular function: chromatin binding. The record is from RefSeq and is a predicted model, not a curated record. Gene Ontology annotation, cellular component: pericentric heterochromatin; nucleus. Gene Ontology annotation, biological process: chromatin organization; negative regulation of transcription by RNA polymerase II. Bases 187 to 741 code for a protein of 184 amino acids. NCBI's taxonomy places the organism in Eukaryota, Metazoa, Arthropoda, Insecta, Hymenoptera, Braconidae. The transcript has 4 exons.
ACAUCUCGUUGGUGAGCCCUUUAUUUCCUGGUCAGUCCCCUAAAUCGCCUCCGACAAUCGGUGGUUAACUGUUUCGAGGGUUUUGCUCCCUUUGUUCACAAUAUUCAACAUAUUCCCCAGGAGUCAUCAGCACCUGUGGACAACCCCGACUGCAGUGGGUGCAUUAUAACCGUGACAAGGCCAAAAAUGAGUAAAUCCAAGGAUUCACCAGUCAAUGAGACCGAGACUGAGGAGGAGUUCAGUGUUGAGAAGGUUUUGGACAGGCGAAUGAGGAAUGGAAAAGUUGAGUACUUCCUGAAGUGGAAAGGAUACUCAAAUGACGAGAACACGUGGGAACCCGAGGAGAAUCUCGAUUGUCCAGAUCUGAUUGCUCAGUUUGAGGAGCAGCGAAAGAAGAAGGAGGCGGCUAGUGGAAAACACCGUGAGGAGAAGGAGUCCAAGAAGAGGAAGAGCUCCAGUACACCCACUCCAACACAGCCAAAGAAAAAGAGCGUUGAUGAUAAGAAAUUAGAAGGCUUUGACAGAGGUCUGGAACCAGAACGAAUCAUUGGCGCAACUGAUUCAAGUGGCGAGCUCAUGUUCCUGAUGAAAUGGAAAGGCACUGACGAUGCAGACCUCGUAGCGGCGCGCGUUGCCAAUGAAAAGUGUCCCCAAAUCGUUAUCAAAUUCUACGAGGAGAGACUCACGUGGCACAGCCCCACGCACGACGAGGAAGGCUCCAAUAAAGCCGACCCAGAGUAGCCCCCAGCCUUUCCAUACACCUAUACAGCUCGUUUUAAGAUUUGUCAUAUCUAGGGAUUCCGCAGAAAAACAGACUCAUAAUAAACGACAUCUAACUAUUAGCAGUUAAAGUAAAACAUUCAAACUAAACAAUUAAUUAUUAAAAUCAGAAAAUAAAAAUAAAUGUUGAAUUAUCUUUGAAACGGUUUUGAGCUCCAAACAAAUCAACUGAUUGCAAUUUUUACGAGUUUAAAAUGAAGGGAUGGCAAACGGUAUAUCGAUAUUUUUUUUACCAGUUAAUAAUAAAACAAAAAAAAUAUGAACGUAGAUUUAAGAAAUCAUUUCUAAAUGAUAUUUCGAUAUAUUUCAAAAGCAUCGGUUUAUUGGGAAAUUGUUAACGAAUUAAGUCGAUUUGUCUCGUUCAUGAAUUGAAAUAACUCUUUACAAACGUAAUUAGAUCAUUAAUGAAUCACCAAAAAGUAUUUAUAUUUCUCAAAAUACAUUCAAUCCGUUAAAUCAUGAAGGAAAAUUUUGAAAAAUAUGUGAACUAAUAGAAUAGUCGAGAAGUUCGAUGUCAAAUCGACUUGAAUUGUUUUACAUUUCUAGGAAUUUGACUCGUAGAUUAGUGGUUAUCAUCAAUGGGAUUCGAUGCAUGGGACAAAACCCAGUCCGACUUUUACAAUUUGAUUCUCAAAAAAAAGUACCAAUUGUUAAUCGUUCACUGAAAUAUUCAUUAUUUUUUUUAUUUUGAAAUUGGUAAUUUGAAAUUCAACGGACUAGAGAUAUGUUCAUUGAUUAACAAAGGUCGUUUCAUCCUAGGUUAAUUAUUCAUUAGUACAUUAAUUUAGAGUUGAAUAGGUAAGACAUUUUUUUCCAAAAAAUUGAGUAUCAUUGAUGCAGUAGAAUGAGGAUUAUCUCCGCAGGAUGACGUGAGAUAUCUCAACAUUUUUCAACGUUUAUAAAUUUUAUCAUUAAAAAUUAUUUCAUUAAUGUUUAGUACAAACGAGAGCUCUGGAUUUGUUUACUUUAUUUUUUUUAAGUUGUGGAAGGUGCGGAAAUUUUUUUUCUUUCGAUUUAUUAUAAAUACAUUUCCAAAACUUCUACUGUAAAAUAAAUACCAUUGACAUGUAAAAAGGCAAAA